Molecule: messenger RNA, 1526 nt
Organism: Tribolium castaneum (red flour beetle)
Lineage: Eukaryota; Metazoa; Arthropoda; Insecta; Coleoptera; Tenebrionidae
Exons: 1
Coding region: 141-1496 (451 amino acids)
Source: RefSeq, a predicted model, not a curated record
AAUUCUUUUCCCAGAGAAAAUGACCCAAAUGUUGAUAUAUUAGAACUCAUAGGCAAAAUUCGAGCGAAAUUCAAAAAAAUCUGCGCGGUUUUGAAACUACAACCCUCUUUUCCCGAGUCUGACAAACUUUCGUUUUAAUCAUGUCUUCGGUGCACAUUAGACAAACAAUUGACAGUCUUUUGGCGUUUCUGGAACCAUUGUUGGGUUUUGCCAACUGUCACAUGGUAGAUUUUUACACCCAGAAUUCCUACAAAAAAUUUGUAUCUCCGGAAAUUCAAAACGAAAUCGAACAAAUUGGUUACGAAAACACAAUCAAGCGCAUUUUCCUGAACGAGUUUGACGCGACCCCUCAUUUGAAACAAUUUGUCGAAGACAGCUCAAAAUUUACGUUAAAAAACUGCCACGUGUGUCUCAAUUUGGACUCUUUCACUCAAAAACUGCAAUCGUGGGGCUGUGAUACUUUAGAUACGUUCAAACUCGAGAUUUUCAUGAAUGCGAAAAAAUCGCACGAGGUUGAGAUUUUAAGCGCCGUGGCCGCGGCCCUAUUCCGGGUCUCGCAAGCGUCUCAUGUGGUGGAUUUGGGCGAUGGCAAGGGCUAUCUAAGCUCGAUGUUAGCCCUCCAACACCAAAUCCCGGUCGUGGGAAUAGACGCGUCCAACACUAACACUUGUGGGGCUAUCAAGCGCGCCACCAAACUCUCCAAAGUGUGGAACGGCAUCCCCAAGGCGCCCCACAAAUCGCUCCCUAAAAAAACCGAAAAUUUCGCCAGCCCCCACGUUGAACUUUACAAACAAGUCACGCGGUUUGUUGACGAAAGGUUCGACUUGUUGGGGCUUGUGCGGGACGUUUUUCCCAACGUGUCUCACCUGGGGCUCGUGGGGCUCCACACGUGUGGCGACUUGGCUGCCAGUUCCUUGAAAAUUUUUAGUAGAAAUGAGGCAGUCAAGUCGGUCUGUAACGUGGGGUGUUGUUAUCAUUUGCUGGACGAAUCGGGGUUUCCCCUAAGUAGGUUUCUCACAGAUCGGGGGUUUGUUCUUGGACGAAGCGCCCGAAUGAUUGCGAAUCAAUCGGUCGAGAGGGUUUUACAAGAGGGCGAGUUGCCAAACAUUACGAUUUUUUAUCGCGCGAUUUUGCAAGUCUUGCUUGAGGAGUUUUGUACAGAUUUGCCCACGAAACAUGUCGGGAAGUUUCGGAAAGUGCCGGUUAAUUUUUUGGACUACGUCCGACUAGCUUUAAAACGAAUUGACGUCACUCUUGACUUGACUGAUAACGAAGUUGGGGCUAUUUUUUCACGUUAUGAGAAACGACUCAAUGAAUUGAAUGUUUUUUACUUGUUACGGUGCAAGUUAUCACCGGUUGUUGAAAGUUUGAUUUUGCUUGAUCGCCUCUUGUUUUUACAAGAGCAAGGUUUUGAGAAUUCGUUUCUGGUCCAGUUUUUCGAUCCUGUUGUGUCACCCCGAUGUUAUGGCAUUGUUGCAGUUAAAAAUGCAUUGUAAUGGAUUGAAUAAAACACAAUACUGGUUUCA